AUACAAAAGGGGGGACCGGCAGAAAAAGUUUGGGAACCAGCGUGUUAUUCAAUAUCAUAGCCGGAACCAUCAAUUGUUGUUCGCUCGACAUCGGGAGGAAUUAGAGGUUGCGCUGUACACAUACAUGGAAACGGAUACGAGCUCAUUUGCAGAAUGUCAUCGUUGAUUUCACAUGGAUUUCAGAGCAGUAAACAGGACUUCAACUUUGGACCGUGGACAGUCACAGCUGUGAAGACUCAUAUCAUGAAGUCUAAAGAUAUUGAGAGGUUGGCAGAGACGAUGCAUAUGCCGGCUCUGCCAGAGAUGCUGUUUGGUGAUAAUGUGUUGCGCAUUCAGCACACUGAUGGUUUUGGGAUUGAAUUCAAUGCGAUCGAUGCUCUCAAACGUGUCAACAACAUGCAAGACUCUGUGAAAGUGGCUUGUGCCCAAGAGUGGCAGGAAAGCAGGGCCGACUCGGAGCAUUCGAAAGACGUGGUGAAACGCUACGAUUGGACUUACACAACCGAUUACAGAGGGACUUUACUUGGAGAGCACAUGCAGAUCAAGGUGAUGCCGACCACCGAACGGAUAGACAUGGAGAGGCUGAAAGCGCGAGAGCAAAUCAAGUUUUUCGAGGACGUGCUGCUGUUCGAGGAUGAGCUGCAUGAUCACGGCGUGUCUAUGAUCAAUGUGAAGAUUAGAGUGAUGCCCACCAGUUUCUUUCUUCUGCUGCGGUUCUUCUUGCGAGUGGACGGAGUCAUGAUCAGAAUAAAUGACACGCGUCUUUAUCACGAGGCUGGAAAAAACCACAUGCUUCGAGAAUUCAGCACACGUGAAAGUAAAAUAUCAGAUCUCCAGCAUGUUCCCCCAGCGAUUUACACAGACCCCAAUGAGAUCGCACAGCAUUUACCACUGAAACUCACCGAGUGUGAGAAACUGGAGUUUCCAGACAGAGCGACGCAAGCGGAAUCCUCACCAUCUCCACAGUGACGGGAGAAAAAUCAGAGCAAAGUGUUCGUAAAGACUCGUUAACCCGGAGCUGACGGACGUCGAUUAUGAUCACAUCUGAUACUGUUGUGUAAAGUCUUAUUGUGUAACUUUCGUCAAGGUGCAGAAUGUCUGCUUUGUAUUGUAAUGUUUGUUUGAUCUGGGUGUGGUGUCAUUGGAGAAGAUUUUAUUAAAAUACUUUAAAUGAU
Messenger RNA from Ctenopharyngodon idella (grass carp), 1175 nucleotides. RefSeq names its product TIP41, TOR signaling pathway regulator-like (S. cerevisiae) (gene tiprl). The transcript is spliced from 8 exons. The record is from RefSeq and is a predicted model, not a curated record. Gene Ontology annotation, biological process: TOR signaling. Gene Ontology annotation, cellular component: cytosol. NCBI's taxonomy places the organism in Eukaryota, Metazoa, Chordata, Actinopteri, Cypriniformes, Xenocyprididae. Bases 154 to 969 code for a protein of 271 amino acids.